AUGACAUCAAAGUUAAUAAAUGUUCAACUAAAAGACGAUGGAAUAGUUCUUGUAUUUGACGAGCUCCAAAGAAAGCUUGAUUACUUUGAUACACAAUGGGCUGAGAGUCAAAGAAAGAACCUGGAAAUGCAAGAAAAAAUUGUUAGUCUUGAAAAAGAAAUAACAAACCAAAACGUAAUUCUUAAAAGUGUAAUGAUAUUAUCAAAAGAAGUUACCGAGAUUAGAGACUUAGUUAAUAAGUUAAAUGAAGAAGAUAUUCAGAAAGAAAAAAAGAUUAAACAAUUGCAAGAACAACUUGAAAUAAAAACUAAAGAGCUUAGCCAAAUAAAAGUUGAUAAUGAAAAUAAAGGAAAGGAAAUUGAACAGAUAAAAAGUCUAAAUGAAAAAAUUCUUAAUAAUAAAGAUAUUGUUGAAGAGAAACAAAAACAUCUAGAACUCGAAAGUCAAAAAUUAAAUGGUAUUUCAAUUAACAAUAUACCUCAUACAAUUAAGUGUUUAAUUUGUCAAGAAUUAAUAGAUAUUGAUUCAGUAAUUUCUCAUAUUGUUGAACACAUCAACAGAGGAGAUAAUAAUAUUAAAUCUUUGAAUAAUGGAAUUCAGAUUCCUCCAGUAAUUAAUAAAUCAACAAGUAUUAAUCAAACAAGUACUUCUCAUCCCCAACCAAUAGUUUCAUCUUCAUUGUCUACAACUCCUGCUACAGAAAAAUUACCUGUUGAUUCAAAAAAUAUUGAAAUUAAACCAAUAAGUUCAAAACAAGUUGAAACUAAACCAGUAGAAACAAAUCCAGUUGAAAUUAAACCAAUAACUCCAAGUCCAGUUGAAAUUAAACCAAUAACUCCAAGUCCAGUUGAAGUUAAACAAGUAGAAACAAAUCCAACUGAAAUUAAACCAAUAAUAACACCAAAACAAAUGGAAAUUAAACCAAUAAUAACACCAAAACAAAUGGAAAUUAAACCAAUAAUAACACCAAUUGAAGUUAAACCAAUAACCACCCCAAGUUCAGUUGAAACAAAGCCUAGUGAAACUAAACAACCAAGUAAUGAGUUAUCAGAAUGUCCUGUUUGUUCUAAGAAAUUUCCUAUUAACCAAAUAGAGAGUCACGUGAAUAAACAUUUCUGUACAGAAGAAGAACCAACUUUUGCUUGUCCUUUUUGUGGAACAGAUAUGGGUAAUUCUAGUAAACUCCAAAAACAUGUUUCCCAAGUUCAUUCACGUGAAAUUAAGUAA
This is a messenger RNA of Entamoeba dispar SAW760, 1227 nucleotides long. RefSeq lists its product as uncharacterized. Lineage: Eukaryota; Evosea; Mastigamoebida; Endamoebidae. The record is from RefSeq and is a predicted model, not a curated record. Bases 1 to 1227 code for a protein of 408 amino acids. The transcript has a single exon.